Messenger RNA from Paralichthys olivaceus (Japanese flounder), 759 nucleotides. Its product is annotated as lysozyme g-like. Gene Ontology annotation, cellular component: extracellular region. NCBI's taxonomy places the organism in Eukaryota, Metazoa, Chordata, Actinopteri, Pleuronectiformes, Paralichthyidae. Gene Ontology annotation, molecular function: lysozyme activity. The record is from RefSeq and is a predicted model, not a curated record. Gene Ontology annotation, biological process: defense response to Gram-positive bacterium; peptidoglycan catabolic process.
AACCCGACAGACAGAACAGACUGUACCAAACCUGCCACCUUCCAGCAUCAACAGGACCAUCAGAGGAGAAACAAGAACAAUGUCUUAUGGACAGAUACGUUUGGUUGAGACCAGUGGAGCUUCAAGGGCAACUUCUCAGCAGGACAACCUGGGAUACUCACGUGUAAAAGCAUCACACAAAAUGGCAGAGAUAGACAGUGGGAGAAUGAGUAAAUACAAGAGCAAAAUCAAUAAAGUUGGACAGAGCUACGGAAUCGAACCGGCUCUCAUUGCUGCCAUCAUCUCGAGAGAGUCCAGGGCUGGAAAUCAACUGAAAGACGGCUGGGGAGACUGGAACCCACAGAGGCAGGCGUACAACGCCUGGGGACUGAUGCAGGUUGAUGUUAAUCCCAACGGUGGUGGACACACUGCUGUAGGUGGAUGGGACAGUGAGGAUCACCUCCGCCAAGCCACUGGGAUCUUGGUUACAUUUAUUGAGCGAAUCAGAACCAAGUUUCCUGGCUGGAGCAAAGAGAAGCAGCUGAAAGGAGGGAUAGCAGCCUACAACAUGGGGGAUAAAAAUGUGCAUUCCUAUGAGGGAGUGGAUGAAAACACAACAGGACGAGACUACUCCAAUGAUGUCACAGCCAGAGCUCAGUGGUACAGAGACAAUGGGUACAGCGGCUGAAGCUGAUGAGUCUCCUACAAAUCAGGAAUGAAACAUCGUAGUGUGUGUACUGUGUCAUAACCUGAGCUAAAUAAACGUGAUGCAAAGUGAAA